Messenger RNA from Thalassophryne amazonica, 2709 nucleotides. RefSeq lists its product as uncharacterized. Gene Ontology annotation, cellular component: cytoplasm. The transcript is spliced from 9 exons. The coding region runs from base 63 to 2678 and encodes 871 amino acids. Gene Ontology annotation, biological process: regulation of translational fidelity. Gene Ontology annotation, molecular function: double-stranded RNA binding; nucleotidyltransferase activity; tRNA binding. NCBI's taxonomy places the organism in Eukaryota, Metazoa, Chordata, Actinopteri, Batrachoidiformes, Batrachoididae. The record is from RefSeq and is a predicted model, not a curated record.
AUGACGUCACGACGGUGAUAUAAAGCGCGGGGCCGGCUCGUGCACGUUCGUUCACUCGCACCAUGGCUGAGCUUCAGUCACUCCGCAUGUCUGUGGGCGUGCUGGGCAUCUCUGGGGGUUCUCUCCUGCUCUCGGUGAAUGGCUAUGGCAGCUCUUCUUCUGAAGAUCUCAUCCCCCUCACUGCACUGGGGAUUCAGCUCCUCAUCAUUGCCGUCCUCUUAGCUUAUGCAGGUGUACGUCGCAGUCUGUCGCACGGCCAUCUCUUUUCCACUCUCUGUCUCAGCGUCUCCGCCCUGUGGGGUGGCUCUGGGCUGAUUUACAUUGUGGCAGGGCAGACGAUGGCACAUCGUGCAGACCUUCAAGCCUCUCUGGUCCCUGGGCUGGCAGCGUUUACUUUGACCCUGCUGUUCAUUGGCAUUGUAGCAGUCUUUCUGAAGAAAGUAGUCCUUUGUCUCAUGGCAGUCGGUAUCAGUUUAGCUUGUGCCCAUCAAAUUGCCAGUCUGUCUGAUUCAGGUUUUGGCCAGUCUGCAACAGCUGCUAACUAUUUCUUUGUGUGUCUGGUGGGUGCUUACUUUAGCUUUGGAUGCCUUUUGCCCACCAUCACUCAAGGUAAACUACAACUUCCUGGAUUUGAGCUGAAGAAAAAACCUGAACUGAAACCAACACACAACCAGGGGUGCAGUGAUGUAGCGUCAGUGAGUGUGGUGAUGAACUUGCUAGCUGCUUCUGUAUCAGCCUGGCCCUUAGUAGGCGUGGUCCCACAGCUGUCCUGUGGUUAUGCCAUCUGGCUGUUGUUGGCUGGAGUCUUCCAGCUUGGCAUGUGUGUCCUAUUCUACAGAGCCAUGGACCCACUGGCUGCAACUUUCUGUGGCUUUACAGCUACUUUGAAAUUUGCAGAGGGCUUCAGUGCUUUUAUGAAUUUGAAUUUAAUUAUGCCCGUUCCCUUCUUUGUUGUUUUUGCUGUGCUGUUCUUCAUCCUGGCUCUGUUUAGUUGUCAGAAGAGUUUGUUAGAGGGGAUAUACCAGUUAUUUUUUGCAGCCUACUGCAUUGCCAUAGCUUCCCAGCCCAAGCGGUUCUACGAAAGAGGGCCCCAGGGGGUACAGGUGGGUAUAUUUAUAGCAUCCGCAGGUAUGCUUUUGGUUACCACCUUCCACAUGGUCUCCACCACAGUAAUUCCUGUCGGACAAGGAUAUUUCAAGGCACUAGCAACCAAGAUGCGUGGUCUCACUCUGAGAGCUGAUGACAAAGACCUGCAUUCGCCAUACUUAGGUUACUCCAAGUAUGCAGAUGCUGAGGUGUUGGGUCACGCUUGCAGUGUCCUGGCUGCAUUUGCUAUCACGGCCACAACAAAUGAAGAGUCUCAGUUAGAGCUGGUUUUGCCCUGGGUGGUAAUUGUUGGUGCAAUCCAUGUGCUCUGUGGUUCAGUGGCUUUCGCUUGUGGUAAAACUUUUGAGAGCACAGCCUUUAUUCUGUAUGGGGUGAUGUGGAUAUUAUGGGUGGUGAUGUCAUAUUUAUUAUUUCUGUAUGGUGGUGAAACCAGAGGCUUCAGUUUGGCUGUGGGGAUCAUUAGCUUCAUAUUGCUUAACUGUUUAGUGGUAGCUGCAUCACUGUUUGUAAAUGUCGCCUGGUUUGCCUACUCCCUCACCUUCCAACUUAUCAUCAUUAACUUCUUGCUCAGUGCAAUAGGUGCACUGCCUUAUGGGUUCUGCAUCGCUGUCAGUAUCAUUUUUGGCCUGGUCAGUUUUUACUGUUUUCUGGCUCACAUAUUCAACAGCACUUUCCAGUCCCCCCAGAUCCCAUUGGGAAAACCUUUAAUUAAGAUGAGUGGGGUUGGAGGAGGCAGUAGUAUGUGUCCACAUGUACCUGCUUGCAAGGCCACCUCUGUCCAGCAGAUUGCAGAAAUCAUGAAGAAUGGUGGCAUAUGUGGAAUGCCCACUGAUACAGUCUAUGUGCUCGUGGCAGCUUGCAACAGGCCUGAUGCGGUUGUCAAAGCUUUCAAGGUGAAGAAGCAGGCACAGGACCGGCCCAUGUCCCUUUGGAUCUCCUCCAUCAAACAGCUGGAGCCAGUCCGACACCUGCUGAGUCCUCUGCUGCUGGACUUUAUGCAGACUGCAUGGCCCUCCUCCCUCAGCAUGGUUAUAGCUAGAGGCCCGUGGUUGGACAUCUUUGGUUUAGGAGAUGCAGCCAAACACAUUGGAACACCACAAAGCAUUGCUAUCAGAAUCCCAGACUGUUCUGUUGCAACACAUCUCAUUAAUCUGGUGGGACCCAUUGCUGUAACCUCUGCCAACCCCACAGGGGAGGCAGACACAACUCAUCACAACCAAGUUUAUGCAAAACUGGGUGACAAGGUGGAUGGUGUUCUGUGUGAUGGACCUUCUCCAGAGAACAUUGCAUCUACUGUGGUGGACUGCACCAAGAUUGAAACCGGACACAUUGGAUUCUUCAGAGUGGGCUUGAUUCCCAAAUCUAAGGUUCUCCAAAUCUUUGAGGAAGUUAAGACUCGGCACCAGCAGGGUAAAAUGAACCCUGCUUUUGAAUAUGAUGACGUACUGCCAGAUAUGAACAGCUCAGGAGACUCCGGCAACGCAGAGACAGGAAGUGAAACCGGGAACAGCACAACGGAACCAGCUUCAUACUACAGUGAAAUGAUCUGUGAUCAGUCGGUGUCUGUGUAAUGUGGUGGACAAGGACUGACAUGUCAAAUUA